CGAUUAGUUCAAAAGUUCGAUAUCGUUAACUUUGAUGACAGUUAACGUGUUUAUCAUGUGACGUGACGAGAAUAAAGAUUACUUUCACCAAAAUCAGUCACGUCGCUUAAGUACAUCAUGCAUGUCAUGCCGUGAUUGAUCUCAGCUUAAAGCGAACGCUCAACUGAUUCGUCUACUCCGCCCUGACAAUGUCGGAAAUGCAAAAGAAAAUUUCAGAAGAAAGUGUUGUCUCUGACAGCGGUAGUGACUUGAUCAUUGAUGAUGAGGGCCCAGAGUUGCGCUGGGUCCGACCUGAUAUGUCCUUCCAUCGCUUCGUCGUGAAAAUCACCGAGUCCACUAUUUUCAACGCGUUCAUCAUGUUCACGAUAGUCCUAAAUGCGAUUGCAAUGGCCCUGGAAACUGAUUUUACACUCAAGGCAAGAUAUCGAACAGCCUUCCUUGUUCUGGAUGAGCUGUUUCUAGGCAUUUACACCCUGGAGUUCAUGAUGAAAAUCUACGCGGAGCCGAUCCGAUAUUUCUACAGCAGUUACAACCUAUUCGACCUUCUGGUGCUCCUAAUGUCAUACGUUCAGGUACUUCUGAUCCACGUGGCUGGAGGACAAACUAACCUCGGUGCGCUGAGAACGUUGAGGGCGCUACGAACACUGAGGACAUUGAGAACUGUUUCCUUUGUUCGUGGUCUCCAGGUUCUCGUGACUGCUUUGUUGGACACCAUCAGAAAUUCUGUCAUCAACGUGGUCCUUCUGCUGCUUCUCAUGAUGUUCCUAUUCGGUAUCAUGGGCUAUUACUUCUUCGGCUACAAUGAGGGGAGUGACAAGGAACACUGGGGCAACCUAGGCUCUGCCAUGCUCACAUUGUUCAGCUAUGUCACGGUGGAUGGUUGGACAGAUCUGCAAGCUGAGUUGGAUAAGCGUAACAUGACAGGAAGUCGCUUCUACACCAUAGCCUUCAUAUUUCUGGGUCAUUUCAUUUUCACCAAUGUCUUCAUUGGAAUGAUCAUAAUGAAUAUUCAUGACGCUACCGAGGCCUACAGGCGGGAACAAGAGCUUGAGAAGGAAGAGGCUGUCCAAAAGAAGAAGGAAUACAUGAUCCAGAGACAGCACAAUGAAGUUCGCCAAAUGAUAGACAAGCAGAAUCGUGGUCACUACAAGAACUUUUCGGACAUGGUGAGAGAGUUCCAGAAUACGCUAAGUCAUGACGACUACGUCAUUUCUGUUGACCUGGCAACCAAUCUGACGUGGCUGGAAACCUACAUAGCAUCUAUGGAACACCAUGACAACACUGUGUACCGACUUCAACAGCUUCAGUUCGAAAUGUGCCACCUUCUGGCAUCGGUGCUGGAGAGAAAACUCAAGGAGCGAUACGGCAUGGUUUGAUGGACUCAGUACAUGAAGCAAGAAGACGCUAUUUGUCCGACAGCCUCCUGUCGUGUGGGCGUGGUCCUACAACACAACCUGAUCCUUGGACAUUGGAUGCCAUUAAAACGGAGCCUCAAUAAGUAAAAAAAAAAAUUGUGAUAAUUAUUAUGUGCAUCUAGAGAGAUUCUUAUACAUAACAUAUACGAUACAAUAUACAAAUCGAG
This is a messenger RNA of Patiria miniata (bat star), 1582 nucleotides long. It is a transcript of the gene catsper3, whose product is annotated as cation channel sperm-associated protein 3-like. The record is from RefSeq and is a predicted model, not a curated record. The transcript is spliced from 8 exons. Gene Ontology annotation, molecular function: monoatomic ion channel activity. NCBI's taxonomy places the organism in Eukaryota, Metazoa, Echinodermata, Asteroidea, Valvatida, Asterinidae. Gene Ontology annotation, cellular component: membrane. Bases 189 to 1376 code for a protein of 395 amino acids. Gene Ontology annotation, biological process: monoatomic ion transport; transmembrane transport.